GAAGAUGUGCCAUUCGUCGAUUCAGUAAUUGCGAUAGCAACGUGAUAAACUACAGUAUCGAAUCGCAAAUUAAUCCUCCCCUUUGUGACAAACGAAACACUAUCGUACACUAACAUCUGUCGAGCAGGUCGGAAGCAAGUUUCAGUUUUACGUAUCGUUCCGGACGAGUAGCAAACGCGACGACGCCCCACUCGCCACCAUGGGAAAAAUCAAACUCUACAGUUUCCCGUUGAGCCCACCUGGUCGUACGGUUCAGCUCACCGCAAAAGCCCUUGGCCUUGAGCUCGAAUUUCAUUCCGUCUCUGUGUUGGCCAAGGAACAUCUAACCGAUGAGUUCAUCAAGAUGAACCCACUGCACACCAUUCCGGUGAUUGACGACAACGGUUUUGUCCUGUACGACAGCCAUGCGAUCGCCGUCUACCUAAUUUCCAAGUACUCCCCGGGAAACCCACUUUACCCCACUUCCGACUUGGAGCAACAGGCCCGAAUCAACGCCAUCCUGCACUUCGAGUCUGGAGUGAUGUUUGCCCGGCUUCGGUACGUCGGCGAUGCCAUCCAGAAGGCUGCCCAGCCCGGACAAGUUCCCCAGGAUCGGGUCGAGUACGCACUGCAAGCCGUCGACCAGCUGGAAGCUCUGCUGAGGGAUGGUCCAUAUCUGGCCGGCGAUCACGUGACGUUGGCUGAUGUCAGUUGCGUUACUUCGUUCUCGUUUUUGGACGUUAUGCUGCCGGUGGAACGGGCGAAGUAUCCCAAGGUUUAUGGUUGGUACGAGAGGAUGAAGCGGAUCCAGGGGUAUGACGAGAUCAACCAGACAGCGGUGGAUCAGCUGAAUGGGGUUAUUCAGGGGAUUUUCGAGGCGAACAAGGAGAAAUAGGAACUCGAUUCUUCGAUGUGAACUUCUCGUAUGCAAAUUUAUGGAAAGCUAGGAAUUAGCCUUUCAAUGAUAAGUUUAUUUCAGGAUUUUAUAAAUUUCUACAAAAGGUUCAACUGAGAAGAUAACUACGAAAAAAAUAUACGAAAUUUUAAUGAAUUUAUGUGUUACCCAGAAGAGAA
This is a messenger RNA of Aedes albopictus (Asian tiger mosquito), 1053 nucleotides long. Its product is annotated as glutathione S-transferase 1-like. Gene Ontology annotation, molecular function: glutathione transferase activity. The record is from RefSeq and is a predicted model, not a curated record. Lineage: Eukaryota; Metazoa; Arthropoda; Insecta; Diptera; Culicidae. The coding region runs from base 200 to 874 and encodes 224 amino acids. The transcript is spliced from 3 exons. Gene Ontology annotation, biological process: glutathione metabolic process.